Messenger RNA from Prinia subflava (tawny-flanked prinia), 2448 nucleotides. It is a transcript of the gene CXCR4, whose product is annotated as C-X-C motif chemokine receptor 4. The coding region runs from base 561 to 1913 and encodes 450 amino acids. The transcript has 2 exons. Gene Ontology annotation, molecular function: C-C chemokine receptor activity; C-C chemokine binding. Lineage: Eukaryota; Metazoa; Chordata; Aves; Passeriformes; Cisticolidae. The record is from RefSeq and is a predicted model, not a curated record. Gene Ontology annotation, cellular component: membrane; external side of plasma membrane. Gene Ontology annotation, biological process: immune response; brain development; calcium-mediated signaling.
GUUUUUGGUUUGAUCGGAGUUUUUUGUGUGUGUUUUUUUGGAGGUUGCUGGGGUUUGUUUAGGUUUUUUUGUUUGUGGAUGGUUGUUUGGAUUGUUUGUUUGGAUUUUAAAAAUAUUAUCCAGGUACCUGAAGCAGAUCAUCAUCUGACUUCUCACUCCACCCCACAGGUGCCAGAGGAGUUCAGAGGGCAGCCUGCAGCCCACUCCCGUUGCAGCCCCUGAAAGGUUUGUAAAAUCUCUCAUCCCUCAGUAGGGACCAGCCCUUGCUUCCUGCCUCUCCUCAGCAAGGAGGAAGAGACAACUUUGAGGACAGAGUUGCCAGUAUUAAGAAUGGUUACAGGACCCCUGCUUUUCCUCCUGCACACGACUGCUGGACCAGUGACUUCAUUCGGAGCCCGCCUGGGGUACCCAUGGCAACACAGGGCUCUACAACACACUUCAAAGAAUGUUCUUGAGGGGAAAUUCAAAAGCCCGCUUGUAUGAACACAUCAAUCAGAGGGGGGCAACUGCCCCCGUGAGGAGCGUGGCCCCCGCGGGCGCGCCGGGCAAGUGCAAUUCCCAUGCCCGGGGCGGCAGACAAAGAGCGGCCCGAGGCGCCCGCCCGGAGCCCGAGAGCGCGGCGACACCGCCGGGGAGGAGCCAGACGCGGCUGCCCCGGGGGCGGGGGGCCAGCCCGGGACUUUAUAAAGAGCCGCGUCCCGCCAGAAGAGCCGGGGCGUGUGUGGAGCAGCGGCGAGCGGUGUCUCUGCAAGAGGUGCGGCUGCGGCAGCGGCAGCGGCAACGGCAACAGCCCGAGAGCGCGGGGCCGUCCGAUGGCUCUGAGCAUGGACAGCAGCCUCGACAGCCUGGAUCUGUCAUCCGGGUUAUUAAUUGAAUUUUCUGAAAAUGGCACAGAUGAGAUUGGUUCGGGUGACUAUGGAGACUACAAAGAGCCAUGCUACCAGCAUGAGAAUGCCGAUUUCAACCGGAUCUUCUUGCCAACAAUCUACUCCAUCAUCUUCCUAACUGGAAUAAUUGGCAAUGGAUUGGUUAUUAUUGUAAUGGGCUACCAGAAGAAGCAAAGAAGCAUGACUGAUAAAUACAGACUGCACCUCUCUGUGGCUGACCUCCUUUUCGUCAUCACCUUGCCAUUCUGGUCUGUGGAUGCAGCCAUAAGCUGGUACUUUGGGAAUGUUCUGUGCAAGGCAGUCCAUGUUAUUUACACAGUCAACCUCUACAGCAGUGUGUUGAUUUUGGCCUUCAUAAGUUUAGACCGCUACCUGGCGAUAGUCCACGCUACCAACAGCCAGCGCCCACGGAAGCUGCUGGCUGAGAAGGUGGUGUAUGUUGGCGUGUGGCUGCCAGCUUUCCUUCUGACUGUGCCUGAUAUAAUCUUUGCCAGUACCAGUGAAGUAGAAGGAAAGUAUCUCUGUGAUCGCAUGUACCCUCAUGAAAACUGGCUGAUCUCUUUCAGAUUCCAGCAUAUCUUGGUAGGACUUGUCUUGCCUGGUCUAAUAAUUCUGACUUGCUACUGUAUUAUCAUCUCCAAGCUGUCACACUCCAAGGGCCACCAGAAGCGCAAAGCCUUGAAGACCACAGUUAUCCUCAUCCUGGCCUUCUUUGCCUGCUGGCUGCCGUAUUAUAUCGGCAUCAGCAUCGACACCUUCAUCUUGCUGGGAGUCAUCAGGCACCGCUGCAGCUUGGACACCAUCGUGCACAAAUGGAUCUCCAUUACGGAAGCCCUGGCAUUCUUCCACUGCUGCCUGAACCCAAUUCUGUAUGCCUUCCUGGGUGCCAAGUUCAAAACAUCAGCUCAAAAUGCCUUGACAUCAGUUAGCAGAGGAUCAAGCCUCAAGAUCCUUUCAAAAGGCAAACGUGCAGGACAUUCUUCUGUUUCCACAGAGUCGGAGUCUUCGAGUUUCCAUUCCAGCUAACGCUGCUCCUUGCCAUCAUUUUAUAAAGAGACACUUUAAAGUUGCGCAAGGUUUCAGACAAAUAAGACUGACCAUAAUGUACAGAUUUAUUUACAGUUGGAAUUUUAUAUUGUUUCUUUUAGUUUCUGUGAAGUUUAAUUGACUUAUUUAUAUAAAAAAACCUUUUGUAUUGAUGACAAACUGUCUAGGCAGGUCCUGUGGACAAGUGGUUGGUUCACAAAAGUUUUAGUGACUGUCUGUUUGUAUAGAUUUGUGAACUAAACACUUUGGAUUGUAGCAAAGUGACUGUUAAAAGCUUAGAAAAUAUUUCUCUGUUGUUUAUAUGUAAAUGUUUUUGGUGUUGCUGUUAUUCUUAAAAGUCUGGAUAUUUUUACCUUAAUAAAAGAUGUUUGGUUUACAAUAGCUUAACUCUGCUGUAGAAAUGGCACUUAUAACCAAAGCCUCCUCUGUUACAUGCUAGGGUUUUUCCCUCUGUUCUCAGUAAUUGAUGGUUUGCAAAAUUUUCUGUUCAAGGUAAAAUAAAAGUAUAUGAAAA